AACAAGACUCGUAUAUAAAGUUCGUGACAUUCAGUUUAAUAAUACACUUUGCUUAUACACUUAAUCAUCGCUUUAAGUUUGAUAAAAUAAAUUAAUAUAUUUAUUAAAAAAUGGAUAUAAAUGAACUAAUUAUUAAAGAAGUUAAGAAAUAUGAAAUUUUAUAUAAUACGCAACUUAAGAUUACAGAAAAAGUGGGAUCAGAGACGAAAAGUGGAAGGAAGUUGCAAAGAAUGUUAAGGAGGAUAUGAUUUUGUAAAAAAAAAUGGAAAAGUAUGAGAAUUGGUUAUAAUAGAUAUAAAAAUAAAGAAGUCAUGCCAUCUGGGAGUAAUCAAAAAAAUUGUAGGCCGUAUAAAUACGCCGAAAGUUUAUCAUUUUUGGACAAGUUUCGAAAUACACAAGCGAAGAAAUUGCUUCCUCAACGGCUCAAUCAUCCGCAAAAAUCCAGCCAGGUGCCAAACAGAGAUGAAGCUGAUAUAUAUGGUGAAUCGUGGAUAGUCACAUAUCGUAAGCUGGCGCCAGAUCAGAAAGUUUUAGCUAAACGUCUGAUAGAUGAAACUCUUGUGUUCGCGGAAUUGGGCCAGCUGGCGGUGGCCAGUUCAAUUGAUACUGGAGAAAACAAUAUUACUCCUACAUUUGAUCCCAAUAUAAAACAACAAUCUAACACCACUAAUCCAACACUAUCAUCAAUACAACACCAUGGAAUACCAAAUAGAAGAAGUAGUUUACGACCUCGUGUUCUUUCAAUUUGUAGAAACUAGCAUUGUCCUUAUCAUGAAAAUCGAGCCAGGAAAUGUGAACCAUCUUGUACAUUUUCAAAUGAAAAUUCGAGAAACUAAAAUAAUUUGCAGAAUAUGGGCUGAAUAUCAAACCAGGGAAGUGUACAGAUAUACACAUACAUAUGUAAAUUGUUAUAGAUAAUUUUUUGUAAAUAAUAUCGUUUCGAAAGUUACAGAACACAGGCACUGGUUUGUUUGUUACUAAACCACUCUCAUUAUAUUAUAUUAUUAUUAUUUUUAUUUAAAACUUCUGUAUCGUUUAGUGUUUAAUCAAUUUCAAAAUAUUUCUAUGUGGAGGGUACAAUAAAGAAAAUUUAUUUUUUUAUCGCA
Molecule: messenger RNA, 1106 nt
Organism: Lucilia sericata (common green bottle fly)
Lineage: Eukaryota; Metazoa; Arthropoda; Insecta; Diptera; Calliphoridae
Exons: 3
Coding region: 273-758 (161 amino acids)
Source: RefSeq, a predicted model, not a curated record